Molecule: messenger RNA, 2495 nt
Organism: Hemicordylus capensis (graceful crag lizard)
Lineage: Eukaryota; Metazoa; Chordata; Lepidosauria; Squamata; Cordylidae
Gene: ADSS2
Product: adenylosuccinate synthase 2
Exons: 13
Coding region: 201-1556 (451 amino acids)
Biological process (GO): 'de novo' AMP biosynthetic process; IMP metabolic process
Cellular component (GO): cytoplasm
Molecular function (GO): adenylosuccinate synthase activity; GTP binding
Source: RefSeq, a predicted model, not a curated record
CCCGCGUUGGGAAGGAUGUCAAGGGAAGGCCGGUAGGCGGCGGCAAGAGCAGCUGGAUGCGGCAACUGCAUCUCCUGUAGGACAAGAAGGCGGGGAGGAAGAAGCAGUAGCCGGCGGCGGCUGCGUCGGGCGUGCCAUUUCCUCCUCCGUCUCUCGCAUGUGUCUUAGGAGCAAUAGGGGAGCCUUCGCCUGCGGGAGCCAUGUCUGAAAGCGGCUCCUCGUCCGCCCGUAUCCCCAACGGCGGGGGCGCUUCCCGGCAGCCCGGCAACAAAGUGACCGUGGUCCUGGGGGCACAGUGGGGCGACGAGGGCAAAGGAAAAGUGGUAGAUCUGUUGGCGCAGGACGCGGACAUCGUCUGCAGGUGCCAGGGAGGCAACAAUGCUGGACAUACUGUUGUUGUGGAUUCAGUGGAAUAUGACUUUCAUCUCUUACCCAGUGGUAUCAUCAAUCCAAAAGUCACUGCAUUUAUUGGAAAUGGUGUAGUAAUUCACUUGCCUGGGUUAUUUGAAGAAGCAGAAAAAAAUGUUAACAAAGGAAAAGGGUUAGAAGGCUGGGAAAAAAGACUAAUUAUAUCUGACAGGGCUCAUAUUGUAUUUGACUUCCAUCAAGCUGCUGAUGGCAUCCAGGAACAACAAAGACAAGAGCAAGCAGGAAAGAACUUGGGAACUACAAAAAAGGGAAUUGGUCCAGUGUAUUCUUCUAAAGCAGCUCGAAGUGGGCUCAGAAUGUGUGAUCUAGUUUCUGACUUCAAUGAAUUUUCAGAAAGAUUCAAGGUGUUGGCCAACCAGUACAAGUCUAUUUACCCCACUUUAGAAAUAGACAUUGAAGGGGAAUUGAAAAGACUGAAGGGUUACAUUGAAAGAAUCAAACCAAUGGUGAGGGAUGGUGUGUAUUUUAUGUAUGAAGCUUUGCAUGGCCCACCCAAGAAAAUUUUAGUAGAGGGUGCAAAUGCAGCACUGCUGGACAUUGAUUUUGGGACUUAUCCUUUUGUGACCUCAUCAAAUUGCACUGUGGGAGGUGUUUGCACUGGCUUGGGUAUGCCACCCCAAAAUGUUGGUGAAGUGUAUGGAGUUGUGAAAGCAUACACAACUAGAGUUGGAAUUGGUGCCUUUCCUACAGAACAAAACAAUGAAACUGGAGAAUUGCUACAGACACGAGGAAAAGAGGUUGGUGUAACCACAGGUCGCAAGAGAAGAUGUGGUUGGCUGGACCUUGUGUUGCUUAGAUAUGCCCACAUGAUCAAUGGAUUUACUGCAUUGGCUCUUACCAAAUUGGAUAUUUUGGAUGUAUUUCCAGAAAUUAAAGUUGGUGUUGCUUAUAAAAUAAAUGAUAAAAUCAUACCUCAUUUUCCAGCAAACCAGGAAGUCUUAAAUAAAAUAGAGGUUCAAUAUGAGACACUCCCUGGAUGGAACACAGACAUAUCAAACGCCAGAACAUUUGAUGAACUGCCUGUAAAUGCACAAAACUAUGUCAGAUUCAUAGAAAUGGAGUUAGGUGUUCCAGUUAAAUGGAUUGGUGUAGGAAAAUCCAGGGAGUCAAUGAUCCAGCUCUUCUAAAGACACUGGAUAAAUGGAAGAAAGCACACCCCUCAAAGAGACUGCUUGUUCUUAUGUCUAUUCAUAGUACAUAAAGCAGUGGGGUUUUUUGGAAAGAUGGACUUUGUAUGUAAUAGAGCUAAAGAUGGUCUGGACUAACAGUCACUGUUAUAUUGACAUUUAUCAGUAUCAUUUAUCUUACCACUUCACAAAUUCCAGGACAUCUUGUCAUUGUUGCCACGAUUUGUCAUGGUGCCAUUGGAUUUUUCUUCUAGAUGUUUCUCCCAACGCCUUUCAAAAUCAAAGAUGGCAUCACUUUCAUGACCAUUCAUCGUUAUCUCUCUGCUUGGUGGUGUUACUUCCUGAAAUUUUAGAUGCUUAAAAUAAUGCAGUUUUGCACAGAGUUUUACAUCAUCAUUUGUACUCCUAAAGCCGUUGUUACAUGUAUGGCUGCUCUUAUAGUGUGUGAUUAAAGAGAGGAAUGAUUUUAUAACAAUGAAGAAAACUCUAAAUUUUUGUUACAGUUUUUAUUAAAACUGCUAUGAUAAUGAGUUGGUAAUUUGGAAGGGGUGCUUAAUAUGUAUACAGUGCAGCAAUUUAAUUUAUAAAUGAAGAUGAUCAAAAUGCUUCAGGUGUGUUAUGCUCACUACUGUAAAGAGUAGUUUUUUUAGUUAGUAUUAUACUCUUGAGUUUCAGAUUUUCUUCAGUCUAAUGAUCCAUUAUGUCAUUAGCCUAUUGCCAAAUACAUCCAUUUCCAAGUAUUUAGAGGAUGAUGGGAAACAAGAUGAAUAGAAGUGGUGGUUUCUUGUAAGGUACGAACACAUCAGUUUCCAGCAAACAGAUUUAGGUCACCCCUGGGCUACCCAGGUAAAUAGUCAUUGAAGACAAAACUUUACUGUCAUUUUGUAUCUCUGAAAACCUGAAUAUAUCAUUGGCAUAUAUCCCAAGCCAAUAAGUUUA